Molecule: messenger RNA, 661 nt
Organism: Paramecium primaurelia
Lineage: Eukaryota; Ciliophora; Oligohymenophorea; Peniculida; Parameciidae
Source: the annotation of a GenBank genome assembly
AUGGGAAUUCAUCAACUUAUGUAAUUUCUAAAAGAAAAAGCACCAAAUUGUUUUAGAACUUUGAUGCUUGACUAUUUUGCAGGAAGGUAUUAGUAUUAUUUAACAUAUAGAACAAUCGGUUGUGAUGCAUCUAUGGCUAUGUAUUAAUUUUUAAUUUAAACACAAUCUGCAGGAUAAACAUAAAUUAUAGAGUUAACAGAUAAAGAUGGUAAUAGAACUGGACAUUUGGUUGGGUUAUUUAAUAGAACAUUGUAAUUUCUUGAAAAUGGUAUUAAACCUGUUUGGGUAUUUGAUGGAAAGCCUCCUUAAUUAAAAAGUGGUGAAUUAGCAAGAAGAAAGAAAUUAAAAGAAGAGGCUUAAGUUAAAACUGAGUUGGCUCUUGAAAAAGGUGAUAUGCAAUAGGCUUUGCUUUAAAAUCAAAGAACAACUACAAUCACUAGUAUAAUGAAAGAUGAUGCAAUUAAAAUGUUAAAAUUACUGGGUUGCCCUAUCAUAAUAGCACCAUGUGAAGCAGAAGCUUAAUGUGCUGAAUUAUGUAGAGCNGGGGACCACAUACUCAUAAGGGAUAAUCCAAUUCUCUUGGAAGACCUAGGGGUAAUUUCACUUUGAAUUUUUAUAGGAUCAUACUAACCUGAUUCUACUAUGUUCAGAUUGAAAAAUA